Molecule: messenger RNA, 841 nt
Organism: Hevea brasiliensis (rubber tree)
Lineage: Eukaryota; Viridiplantae; Streptophyta; Magnoliopsida; Malpighiales; Euphorbiaceae
Product: MDIS1-interacting receptor like kinase 2-like
Exons: 2
Coding region: 161-706 (181 amino acids)
Biological process (GO): protein phosphorylation
Molecular function (GO): protein kinase activity; ATP binding
Source: RefSeq, a predicted model, not a curated record
AUAUGGGUUUUGUUCGCAUGUUAGACACUCAUUUUUUAUUUACGAAUUCAUAGAAAGAGGAAGUUUGAGAAAAAUUUUAAGCAAUGAAGAAGAAGCAGCGGAGUUAGAUUGGAGUAAGAGGCUAAAUAUUGUUAAAGGAAUAGCAAAUGCUUUGUCGUACAUGCACCAUGACUGCUCUCCUCCAAUGAUCCACCGAGACAUUUCCAGUAACAACAUUCUGUUAGAUUCAGAGUUUGAGGCCCAUGUCUCGGAUUUUGGCACAGCUAGGCUGUUGAUGCUUGACUCCUCAAAUUGGACCUCAUUUGCAGGCACAAUCGGGUACACAGCACCAGAGUUAGCAUACACAAUGGCAGUCAAUGAAAAAUGCGACAUCUAUAGCUUUGGUGUGGUCACACUCGAAAUACUAAUGGGAAAACAUCCAGGAGAUGUUGCCUCAUCUCUUUCAUCGUCACCUCCACCAAUUGAACGACAAACACUUUUCAAAGAAGUGAUCGAUCAAUGCCUGCCAACUCCUAAAAAUAAAGAUGCUGAAGGAGUGAUCCAUGUUGCUAAACUAGCACUUGCGUGCCUGAGUGCAAAUCCUCAAUCUCGGCCAACCAUGAGACAAGUUUCUUCAAAACUGAUGGCCCAGUGGCAUCCAUUAACAAAGGCAUUCUCUGAAAUAAAAUUGGGAGAAAUUUUGGUCCAUGAUGGUAUCAAUGCCUAAGCUUGUAGAAAGAUCAUUGUACUAAUUUUUUUUUCUUUAUUCAGUCUUUCCUCUGCUGCAUGCCUUGUAUUAUAUGUUUGGUUGGAGUAAAACUGUUAUAUGCCUUGCACAAGAAGCAAUCGGACUUGAAUUUUG